Drosophila eugracilis is the source of this 3687-nucleotide messenger RNA. Its product is annotated as axoneme-associated protein mst101(2). Bases 10 to 3393 code for a protein of 1127 amino acids. The record is from RefSeq and is a predicted model, not a curated record. The transcript has 2 exons. Lineage: Eukaryota; Metazoa; Arthropoda; Insecta; Diptera; Drosophilidae.
GUCAUUGGUAUGUUUCGCAGAUGCAUAAGUUCUCAGUUGAACCGCCUGCUGGUCUGUUCUCGGCCCAGUCCCUACCUCAAGACCUGGACAAAGUUUAAGAGCAAUGACUCUCACAGCAAUCCUUCCAGCUGGCAGCCUUCGAUUACCUCCUUCCAGUUUGAGCCUCCAAUGUGCGGCGGCAUUCUUACCACCGAUCUUAGCAAACCCGGCCCAUCACCUUCUAUAAAACAGGUUCGUCAGAAGGUCUGCAUUGUGGGCAGAGUUCGCAACUUGAAAGUCAGUGGUAACAGUCAUCCUGGGAAUGGCUUUCUUCUUAAUCGCAAAGGUAGGCUGUACCACAAGGAUACUAGCAGGGACCCUAGGGACUUCCAUGGCCGCCCAAGGCCUCGGCCCGUAAAUCAAAGAUACAACAAGAAAAUCAGCAAACGGCUAAAUCAGCUGAUGAGCGAAGGUGUUGACGGAACGCCAAGAACACAUAGCAGAAGAGAAGAGAUCCAAGUAAUUAGGGAGUCUCCCAAAUCCCGUUCUGAUAGGUCAUAUCCAGAUGACACUGAGGACACCGAGUACUACGAGUACCAGGAUCCUGGAAAUUCCAUUCGAAAUUUUAUAACAAUGCUCGUGUCAAAGGGAAAAAAAGUUAGACAACAGCUGGAGGAGGGCAAGCGGGCUGACCUAAUGAAGUAUCAUCCCGGAAUCAUGGAAAAAAUGCAGCGUUAUCAUUAUAAAUAUAAAAAGCACAAGCGUAUAAGGCCAAGGCCAAAAGUUCGAAAGACACAGUAUAAUGACAGGCCCAUAGAUUCCGCAGUUCUUGAUGUUUUCAGAAGACCACAAAAAGAAGAAGUGAUCAUGCUAGGUGGAAAAUCCAAAGUCACUUCAAAUUCAAAAUCAAGUGAAGAAGGAAGGACAAGUGGCUGCCAAGAAGAAUCUGUCAAGGAUAAAGAAAUACCUACAAGUUCUUUGGAGAUAAUGAAGGCUCGUGAAGAGAAGCUAAUAUGUAAGGCCCAGGAGGAAACCAACGGUCGUCUGCAGUCUCUGAAGAAAACUACAUCCAUUGAGAUCAAACCUCCUGAAAAUAUGAACAGUGAUAAAGUACAACCAAAAGUUAGUCAGAGUCAACAGAAAACUAAUGAUCAACAGACCCCCUUUUCUUCUUCAGGACAAGAAAUAAAAAACAAGAAGAUCGACGGAAAUCUACAAAAGUCUUGUGAUUGUUAUAAUAAAUUUAAACUAGAACUGGUUGAUCCAUAUUCAGAAUAUUGUAACUCAGAUCAGAAGAAACCAGGCAGAUUCUAUGACAUCUUUAAGAACAAGAACCACAAACAUCUUUGGGAACAUACUGAAUAUAAACCUGGAAGUCAAAAAAGUCCCAAUUACGAAUCCUGUGAUAAGCCAACAGAUUCUUCGAGUUUGGAUGAUCAAUCUUGCAACGAAAGCCUGCACGACUUGUUUAAGGACCAGGUUCAUCAGAAUCUUUGGGAACUCGAUGAUAAUGAUAGGAAUAAGGGUUCUACAAAAGAUGACUACUGUAAAUGCUUUCAAAUGUUAGAUGAAAAAGAUAAGGUGAAGUUUCGAAUUGCGGAAUUGAUGGCCAAAUGUAUGUUCCUAGUAGAAAAGAAAAUAGAAGCGGAAGAUGGAGAAUCUUGCAAUGGGAAAGAGUUUGAUAAGGACGAGAAUGCAUCCAAAUUGGUGAAAAAUUUCUGGAAGCAUUACAUGCAGUGCCGCAAGAGUCAAGGAAAUGAUGUUUGUAGAAGGUCAAAAUCAAGCAUUACAAACUUGGAAAGUACGGACCAUUGCAUUAUGGAGCAUGUUGAUGUCAUUGUUAAGCAGUGCGAACGCAUAAAGCAAGCAAUAGAAAGUCGUUCCCUGAAGAAGAAGUGCACUAAAGAAAGCCUUAACAAAAGCAUAAAAGAUGAAUUGAGAAAAGCUGAAGAAGAAUUAGAGAAACAAGAGGGAUGUGUCAAUGAUAAAACAUCUGGAAAAGCGGAAAAAUGCGAUGAGGAUCUUGUAGAGAAAAUGAAACGUGUAAUAGAAGAGUUGCAAGAAAAGCUAGCAGAAGAUGAAGGAAAGACGAAAUGUGAUCAAAGCUCAAAAGAAUGUCUUUCCGAGUUAAAAAAGAAAUGCUUAGAAAUGGAAUUAGAAGAAAAGUGUGAAGAAGAGAAAUUAAGGGAGAAAUGUGCUUUAGAAGAAUUGAAGGACAAAUGUUCUCAGGAAUAUGAAAGUAAAAACCAAUCAGAAGAGGAUUUACAAGAGAAAUUUAAAAAGUUCAAAAAGAAAUGUAAAGAACAAGAACUAAAGAAACAUUGUGCCAAAGAGAAGCUAGAAGAUAAAUGUGCAGAAGAAGAAUUAAAACAGAAAUGCGCAGAAGAAGAACUAAAAGAAAAGUGUAAAUUGGAAGAAUUAAAAAAGAAAUGUGCCUUUCAAAAAUUCAAAGAGAAAUGCGAGGAAGCGGAGCUUGAGGAAAGAUGUGCCAGAGAAGAGGAGAGAAGAAAGUGCCAAGAACUCUCUCUGAGAAGAAGAUGUGCAGAAUUUAGCUUAAGAAAAAGAUGUGAAAAUUAUGCAAAACAGAUGAGAAAACCAAAAGAUGAUAAAACCAAAGAUUCAGAAGACGAACUAAGGAAAAAGUGUGCUGAACUUGAACUCGGAAAAAAACGAGAAGAAGACGAACUUAAGAAGAAGAGUGCUGAAGAAAAUGACAAGAAGCAAGAUCCAGGUAAGAAAAACAAGAGCACCUUUGAAAAAAUUAAGAAGAAGGUUGGCCUGACGGGAAAAAGCAAAAAGGAUGAUAAGCCUGUAGAUAAGUUUGCCCUAAUUAACCUAAGGAAAUGGUAUGAUAUCCUCGAAAGAAGGAAGAAAUCAGCAGAAGAAGAAAUCAGAAACUGGAGGGCGAGGAACGAAUUGAAGAGACUGCGAAAGGAAAAAGAACUUAUUAAGCAGCUGCAGGAUCAAGGGAGAAAAGAGAACCCAGAAAGUAAGAACCGAUUCGAGAUCCAAGGGUUAGGUUUAUUCCUGCGAACAGGCUUAGCCAGACCAAAGAGAGGAUAUCAGGAGUUGGAUCAGUGUGAUCCCAUCCUGCAAAAGGGUAGCCGAGAAAGGUUCCCCAAUCCGUGCCUGUGGCCUCUACUUCCACGAUCUGCCUUUCUGUACAAACCAACUGCACCGCCAACUCCAUUGCUGGAGAAGAGCUGCUGCCCUCGCGGACUGCUGCCCGAACUGAAAGCACUGACCAUCAACGAUACCCUUGGGGUGCUCUGGCUCAGUCGAAUAACACCCUCUAAUCCUUUCAGUAAACGGGGCUACAAAAGGGACGAACUACGAAAAGGUUCGUCCUUGUUGUGGCCCUUUGCUGCAAUUAUUAGAGGGAAAUGCGAUGAUGAGUCUAGCCUAAAGAUAUAACCAGAACAAAGGUGCGAUGAGUUCCGGAUGAUGUGCUACUGUCUGAUGAUGCCAAUUAAAAGGAAAACAUUUUCGAAUUCCUAUCCAAACUAACAAUAGCCGAAAUAAACAGAAAACCAACAAUCUGAAAGUAAAGCUAGCUAAAUCAAAACAGCAUUUCAUAUUGAACUUUUACUUAGUAAAUUAAAUUCAAAGAUAUCUUAUGAAGGGAUAUCUGGGAAAGAGCCUACAAAUUGGAAAUUGAUACCGGUUUCCUAAUAUUGCCUCAUGAAUAAAUAUAAAUGAUUGCAGACA